This is a messenger RNA of Homalodisca vitripennis (glassy-winged sharpshooter), 1357 nucleotides long. RefSeq names its product extensin (gene TwdlE). The transcript has 3 exons. Bases 126 to 755 code for a protein of 209 amino acids. The record is from RefSeq and is a predicted model, not a curated record. Lineage: Eukaryota; Metazoa; Arthropoda; Insecta; Hemiptera; Cicadellidae.
GAAAAAUUGCUACGGUUUCAGAGAGGACGGUAUAUAAAGUUGAGAAAGUGGCGCAGGGGCCAGUGGCAGUGCCGCCGUGUCCGUGACUGUGUCUCGUGUGCCUUGUCUCACCUUAUCACUCCACAAUGAGAGUACUUGUGCUGCUGGCGACAGUAGGGGUAGCACUGUGCAGGCCUGAGCCUCCACUGUUCGGUGGAGGUCUGGCUCUGGACAGUUACGCUGCUCCCAUCAGUGGAGGCGGUGGAGGCGGCUACCCCAGCGGCCCUGCACCCGUGUACGGACCCCCACAGCAGGCGCCAGUCAUCCACAAGCACGUGUACGUGCACGUCCCGCCUCCAGAGCCCACGUACUACGCCCCUAAGCGCCCAGUGGCUCCUCCUCCACCCCAGAAACACUACAAGAUAGUGUUCAUCAAGGCGCCUACUCCUCCUCCCCCAACCGUCCCUGAUAUCCCUGUCAUCCCUCAGAACGAGCAGAAGACUCUCAUCUACGUGCUGGUGAAGAAGCCUGACGAGCAACCCGAGAUCACCAUCCCCACACCCGCACCCACGCAACCCAGCAAACCGGAGGUGUACUUCAUCCGGUACAAGACACAGAAACAGGAAGGAUACGCUCCAUCAGGCGUGCCACAGUCCGAGUACGGCGCCCCCGCGUCUGGACCCGCCGCCCCCGCCCCCCAGGACAGCUACGGCGCGCCGCCCCCACCCGCCCCCUCCGCUAGCUACGGUGCACCCAGUGGCUCCGGCUCCUACUGAUCCUGUAUAUAAUUGUUGUGUAAUGUUGUAAGAACCUCCCUCCUUCCCUUUCCCACGAUCUCAGCUGGUCGGAGGAUUGUUAUUGGAUUCAAUUCCUAAAUACCAAAUAACUUUCUGUAACAUAACGAGUUAUAAUUUUAAUUUAACACUGGUUGGUUUUGAAAUUAGUAUACCAAUGCGCAUAAAACGAAUAAGUCAUUCAUACAUAAUACAUUCAUCAUAUUGAAUAUAUUACAUUGUUACUAUUGAUCUAAAGUGAAAUUACGAAAAUUGAAAAUGAAAACGUUAAGUUGCAUUGAAAUCAAAACAAUGAACCCGUUAUAAUCUGAUUGCUGGACCAUUAGUGGUCAAAUGGAAGGUGCAGUCCAGUCGGACAGUGACGCGUGACUGCAGGAUCAGAUCUCCCAGGACUCGCCGCCUGGACUGGGAACACUGCACUGGCCGGACAAUAAGGAAAGCGGGCCUAUUGUUGCGGCCAAACAUUCCCAGGUGAAAGUCCUUCCGUUAUCCUUCCUCUCAUUCCUUCUUAAAUUCUUUUUUACUUUGUUUGUUUUUUAGUUGUACAGAAAAUGUUAUUUUUACUACGUAUGUAUUUUAUAAUA